Molecule: messenger RNA, 972 nt
Organism: Malania oleifera
Lineage: Eukaryota; Viridiplantae; Streptophyta; Magnoliopsida; Santalales; Ximeniaceae
Product: receptor-like protein EIX1
Exons: 1
Coding region: 1-972 (323 amino acids)
Molecular function (GO): protein binding
Source: RefSeq, a predicted model, not a curated record
AUGUGCAGAAGGUCCUUUCAGUUUCAGCUUCUGCCCGCAUACAUUGUCGUGUUGCUAAGCAUGAGGAUGGUUGUGAUUGGAGUUGAUUCUGGAGUCAGAGAUGCUGGCAUCCAUUGCGUAGAAAGGGAGAGGCGUGCUCUGCUCAUGUUUAAACGAGAGCUCAUCGAUGAAGAUGACAUUCUCUCUUCUUGGGCAACUGAUGAAGAAAACAAAAAUUGUUGCAACUGGAUGGGAGUUCACUGUAGCAACCGAACUGGUCAUGUGAUUCGGCUCAACCUUGGGUCCAACUCUUUGGGAGGUAACAUUAGUUCUUCACUGCUUGGAUUGCAACAUCUCUAUCAUCUGGACCUCAGUGAAAACUAUUUUGGUUGGUAUACUCCUGUCCCAGACUUCAUUGGUUCCCUUAGCAAUUUAAGAUAUCUCAAUCUGUCAUUUUCUUUCUUUAGUGGAACACUGCCUUACCAGCUUGGAAAUCUUUCUAACUUGCAUGCUCUUGACCUCAGCUGGAACUAUGAUAUGUAUUUUUCAAAUCUUGAGUGGCUUUCUCAUCUCCCUCAUUUGGAAUACCUCGACAUGAGGGAUGUCAAUCUCAGUAGUGCCAUUGAUUGGCAGCAAGCAACUAAUGGUCUCUCUUUUCUAACACACUUAUACCUAGGUGGGUGUGGCCUCUCUCAAAUAGUUCCUCCCUCUCCCCACCAAGUUAACCAUUCUUCAUCUCUUCUUGUUCUUGAUCUCUCUGAAAACAAUCUCAAUUCUUCCAUAUACCAAUGGGUUUUCAACUUCAGCAGCAACCUUGUGCAGGUUGACCUCUCGAGUAACAACUUGCAAGGUCCAAUUCCGGAAGCUUUUGGGAGAUUAUGUGGGUUGAAGUCAUUGCUUCUAUAUAUGAAUGAGUUGAGCCAAAAGCUUUCAGGGCUUUUUGAAACACUACUAGGCGGUUGUGGAGGGCACUUAUUCGAGAUUUUGGACUGA